Messenger RNA from Clupea harengus (Atlantic herring), 1532 nucleotides. RefSeq names its product tumor necrosis factor receptor superfamily member 14-like. Gene Ontology annotation, molecular function: protein binding. NCBI's taxonomy places the organism in Eukaryota, Metazoa, Chordata, Actinopteri, Clupeiformes, Clupeidae. Gene Ontology annotation, biological process: positive regulation of T cell migration; positive regulation of cytokine production involved in immune response; defense response to Gram-positive bacterium. Gene Ontology annotation, cellular component: external side of plasma membrane. The record is from RefSeq and is a predicted model, not a curated record.
ACGCACGCCGACAGUGGAACAUUUACCCGUCUAUAGAUUCCGUCAAGUUUCCACAAAUGAGUUUGUCUCGAGGUGUUGGACACCAUCAUGAAAUAUUCUGCGCCGUGCCCGUUGUGGAGACUGAGCUGACUGAGCUGAAUGCUAACAGACAUCAGUUUAACACUCUGCUAAACUAUGGAUUAACUAUUUCAUUCAGUGUGAGAUCGUUUAAUCUUUACAUUGUCAUUUCCGCGACCUUAAAUUUAAACGCCGUUGUCGACUGCCAGACCUAGCAAGUCGUCUGUUAGAUGCAUCGUAAAACUGUAGGAUAUGAGUUUGUUGCACAGCUUUGCGAACGCCAUCCUUAUGUCAGUUGGACCCGAAGUUGAUGAGGAAAUCAUGGUGAAGUUGGUGAUUAUAGUUCUGAUCAUCCAGCUGACCAUGUCUGGGGUCUCUCCUGCCUGUGGUCGAGCUGAAUAUCGUAUAGGGCAGGAAUGCUGCCCUAUGUGUGGUCCUGGUUAUUAUGUACGGAAACACUGCACUGAGUUUUCCAGCACGGCAUGUGUUCCAUGCCUGCCACCUACCUACACGGAUGCACCAAAUGGACUGGCGUCCUGUAAAUCCUGCACAGUUUGUGACUCGAGUGCAGGUCUAAGAGUGAAGAGGACGUGCAGCUCCACUUCAGACUCACUCUGUGAGCAUCUGGAAGGUCACUACUGUACUGACCCAAUCAAAGAUGGCUGCCGAGGAGCUGUGGAACACUCAAAGUGCUCACCAGGGCAGUAUGUCAAACAGACAGGUACAGUAUCCACAGAUACUGUGUGUGGUGACUGUGUAGGCGACACAUACUCAAAUGGAUCAUUCACAUCCUGCAGACCACACACACGGUGUGACUUGAUUGGACUUGUUGUCCUAAGAGAAGGAUCAUCUUCUUAUGACUCUGAUUGUAGUCAAAGACAAAACACUGUUGCCAAUGUAGCUGGUAUCAUAGCUGGUGUUGCAGUCCUAGCUGCUGCAUGUGGGGCUGUGGCAUUUAUAUAUAAUAGAAGAAAUAGGAAAAGAAAAGCUCAACAAGAGAAAGAGAGGUCAGGCCAUACUUACAACAGAGGUACAGUUACAACAGAGACUGAACCAGACACGACUGCCAAAUGACCUGUUCUUCUUCUGGACCAACUGACCACAGUGCCACCUCUCUAUUACUGCUGUGCUACACCACCUCACUACUGCAGAGACUGCUGCCCUGAGAUGCCAGAGUGGGGACCUGCAUACCAUGAUCAGAACAACACUUGCUGGAUGAGGAUGUUAUAACUCGAUCACGUCUUAUCAAAACACAUAUUGUUUGUGGCAUUUCAGCACCUGACUUUCCUCAUGAAGAAGAUUAUGCACUUCCUGAAGGAGCCACACUGGACUACUGGAGGCCUGAAGUCCAUGUUCUGGAGUUUUGCUAAGAAGAGCAGUGAAGAAUCAGACCUUUUGGUGGUCCUGGAAAAUCAGAGGCAGAAGGCGAAGUUUGUGAUUUGUAAUUGUAAACUAAAGUUAAUUUUUUUACAUGA